Molecule: messenger RNA, 4513 nt
Organism: Anopheles coluzzii
Lineage: Eukaryota; Metazoa; Arthropoda; Insecta; Diptera; Culicidae
Gene: Ptpmeg2
Product: tyrosine-protein phosphatase non-receptor type 9
Exons: 8
Coding region: 830-2944 (704 amino acids)
Biological process (GO): protein dephosphorylation
Molecular function (GO): protein tyrosine phosphatase activity
Source: RefSeq, a predicted model, not a curated record
UGUCAUUGGUUUCGGUCGUGGUUAGGUGGCAUACAAUUAAAAGAAUAGAAUAACACAAUUAUACUACAAGACUAUAAAAGCUUUUGCUGAUAUCCAGUAAUUACAACUAACAUUUACUGUUGUGAAAUAGCAUAGUUACGCGAGUGGCUCGAAGCCAGCAUAUACUGUGUUUUAGUAGUGAUUUAUGCAAAACAAAGCUGCAAACGCCAAGGAAUCGCGUUUGUGUGGCGGAAUUUCCUGUCCACUUCUUGUGCAUCAUUCCUAGCACAAAUGCAUUUGUAAAGGGGGUUCUUUCGUGAUAUUCCUGGUUCGUUGUUUAACCAUCACAAAAUUGCACAUUUUCGGGCCAUACACACGGCAGAAUCCUCUCAACUAGAUCUAUUAAUUUCCAAGUGAGCCGAAGUGUUGUGUGACCUCCAGUCAAGCCAAAGCGAUUGUGAAACAGUAUCACGAAAGGUCAUCAUCGGUGCCACAUCUUGUUUAUUACAAAAAGUUAGUGCGGCAGCGUUUUUACUGCAUACAAUAGAACAGUAAAACUGGAAGGGGUAAACGUGACAGCGAAAUUCAUUUAAAUGUGAUUUAAGAUCAGCCCCCUGAGCAAAUUCACAACUUCCUGUGACGAUCGGAAAUUUGGUCUGGAGAUAAGCUAUCAUUAUUGUGGAUGUUAUCAAUACGUUGAGAACGAGAAAAGCAAGUCCGAUCGCUACCAAAACAUUCCCACUCCAGGGAAGUAUACACUAGACGUGGUUAAGAAUAGCUGGAACACGAACAACAUUUGCUAAAAGCCAUUCCAGUGCUGGCGUACCAAGCAUCAGUUUAGCUGGCAAAAAUGGCACAAGAAGCGGCCGUAAAACAGUUCAUCGAUCGAAUCAACAGCUCUAGCAACGACCCAAACCGAAAGGCGGUGACACCGGCAAUUGCAACCCGAUUCCUCUUGGCACGAAAAUAUGACAUCACUCGCGCAAUGGCACUUUACGAGCAGCAUGAACUAAUACGGCAACGGGAAGGGUUGUAUGGAUUUGAUCCACAAACAGAACCGCUUCGAACAGAGCUGGAGACGGGCAAAUUCACGAUUUUGCCGGGCCGGGAUGCCAGUGGGGCAGCAAUCGCCCUGUUCACUGCCAAUCUUCACUAUCCAAUGACCGUGACCCAUAAAACAACUCUUCAGGGUGUUGUAUAUCAGCUAGACGUAGCUUUACAGAGCAGCGAGACACAGAAAGCUGGUUUAGUAUUCAUAUAUGAUAUGAGUACUUCGAAGUAUUCCAAUUUUGAUUACGAUUUAUCGCAGAAAAUCCUCACACUGCUAAAGGGCGGUUAUCCUGCAAGAUUGAAAAAGGUCCUUAUCGUAACAGCUCCGCUUUGGUUUAAAGCACCUUUCAAAAUUCUAAGGUUGUUCGUGCGAGAGAAAUUGCGGGAACGUGUCUUCACCGUAUCAAUACCGCAGCUUAGUUUACAUGUUCCUAGGGAAUCUCUUCCAGUUCGGUUAGGUGGCACUCUAGAAGUCGAUCAUUCCUCAUGGUUAUUGCAUUGUUACAAAUCGAUGACGAAUCGUGAAGACGAAAUUAUUGCAACAGCGGGCCAGCAACAGCAGCAGCCACAAACAUCUCAGUCCAACUCCACGGAUCUUAAUGGAGUGAUUGGUGCGAGUCCCGUAAUGGGUAGCGCGGGCAUUGCGGCGAUAGCUGCUGGAACAGGUACACUGGACACUCAUCAUUCUCUAACUGGUGUUGUUGGCUCGGAACUAGUGGACGUAGAAUUUGUGAAUUCUCAUAACCAUCGAGUGUCUCCUGAAAAUGGCGCCGAGGUGGAGGAUCACUUAAAUGUGGAGGAUAUUAGCAACAUAGCAGUUGUGGGUGCAAAUCAACAUCUUCCGGCAAAUCAUGCAGGCCAUGUUGGACAUCAAAAUCACCAUACAACCAGUGAGCUUUGGACAGAAAACCCUCCGAGUAGCGCUUCGUCUGGCUUUAGCGACGAUGACAGUUUGGCCGGGGCAGAAGGAGACCCUAAAACGAUCGAGCAAAUUGUGCAGAUGGUUCGUGAAAGGGGAAAAAUGGGUUUAAUCCGCGAAUAUACCGAAAUAAAAGCCCGCGCUCCAGAUGGUACCUUUACGCAUGCAAAGUUAAGAAAUAACCUAGCAAAGAAUCGAUACACGGAUGUGCUGUGUUACGACCACAGUCGCGUAGUACUGUCUCAGGAAGAGGAUGAUCCCGCGACGGAUUAUAUCAACGCGAAUUUCGUCGACGGUUAUAAGCAAAAGAAUGCAUAUAUCUCCACACAGGGUCCGCUGCCAAAAACGUCGUACGAUUUUUGGCGCAUGGUCUGGGAACAGCACUGUUUGCUGAUCGUCAUGACGACUCGGGUAAUGGAGCGGGGCCGCGCCAAGUGUGGACAGUAUUGGGAACCGACCGAAGGCGGUUUGGCGGAGUAUGGUUCAUUUCGAUUGCGAACAAUGUCGAUAGAAACUAACGAAGAUUAUACAGUGGUGGAGUUGGAAAUAAGAAAUAUUAAGACUGAUGAGGUAAGAUGCGUAUCGCAUUGGCAGUUUACCAGUUGGCCCGAUUACGGAGUGCCGUCGUCGGCGAAAGCUAUGCUAAACUUUCUACAGCGUGCCCGUGAAAAGCAAGCAGAGAUGGUCCGUGCGCUAGGCGAUCUUUGGGCCGGUCAUCCCAGAGGUCCACCUAUAGUGGUUCAUUGCAGUGCCGGGAUCGGUCGAACGGGAACAUUCAUCACGUUGGACAUAUGCAUAUCGCGCCUCGAAGAUGUCGGUACGGCCGAUAUCAAGGGCACGGUGGAAAAAAUUCGAUCACAACGGGCCUACUCAAUACAAAUGCCGGACCAAUACGUAUUUUGUCAUUUAGCACUGAUUGAGUAUGCUCUUUCACGCUCAAUGCUACAGUCGGUGGACCUUUCGGAGUUCGACGAUCGAGACGAAGAAUCCGAUUAGAACAUAGCAACUUAAGUGACAAAAUCAGCAUUAGCGAAAUGUGCGCGCAUGUGAUCUAAGACGAUUGAUACUGGUCCGGCUCAUCGGCUUCGGAUUUAGAAUUCCUGAGUAGGUGUGGAAGCUAUCGUAUUUUGUACAGUAGGCAAACUGUUGUUAAUAUUCUGAACGCUGUUUUGCACUGUUCCACCUCCAAACCGAUUAACACUUUCUCCGCAAUCACAGUAAAUAGCGAUCCGUUUUUCUAACAGCAUUAGAGGUUCUGCUGAUGUAUCAUACAUGCAAUCACGCUUCACGUUAAGUAUGUGGGUUCUAUUACUGUUUUAAAAUAACUUCACUAAUUUUUGACACAGCAGACAGAAACCACGAUCCUACAUCCUACAUAAGAAACGAUAAAUCCUGACUGUCAAUCUGCGAAAUACCAGGAGAUAUUAAACUACAGCAUGGGAAGAGAUGUGGUAACACACGGUAGGAGACUGUGGUGUGCCCUAGUAUUCGCAUUUAAUUUGGCUUUUUAUUAUGUAUUAGCAUCAAAGCUCUUUUCCCAAUCCGGAUGCUUUUCAAAGACAGUAGCAAACGAAACGGCCAAACUCAUUUCAACAGCAGGUGUAGCAGGUGAUUAUAGUUCGAGUAAACUCAUGGGAAGACGUUUAUCUCUACGUGCAACAGACAGAUUUCAAGCUUUAUCACCUAUUACAGUUCAAUGCGAAAGUCUUUUGCAAUCAUCAGGAGUAGAUCAAAAACAAAAAUUGUAUGAUAAUUUAUAAUAAUUUUCCAAACCCGCUACAUUUCAGUGCGGUAACAUUAGAGACAAGAAACAGCGUAGAUGGCGUAGAAAAUAUCAUCAAGUCCAGUGAAAUGUGAAAAAAAUCAAUUACAAAAGGGAAAUGUAGUAAUAUUAAAAACCACGGUAAAAACUGUUGUAACAAGAAUGCGAGAAAUAGAAAAAAAGAUAUCAAACUUUAUUUUUUCUAUUUAUUUUAUCUUUAGUGAAGGCGAUAUUCGUGAGUGCAGAUAGAGAUAUUUAAAAACUAGAACGGUAAAACAAUAAUUGGAAAGUGGUACUGGUACGUUGGGCGUAACAAACAAACAAAACAAUAACUAAAAAACAGCUCCGAAAAUAAAUUUAGAACAUGAUACACAUAUUGUGACUACACUGAAGGUCGUUCAAGAAAACUUGUAUUAUUCAUCCCUUUUAAAGUAAAAUGAACAGAAGCGGGUUAUUGUCGCCGCUGGUUUGAAAUCAAGUGAAGGCAGAUAAUCAAAUUGUAUUGUCAUAAAAUUAAGCCAAGUUUACUUCUGAAACCCGUCAUCAUUCUUUUUAUCUCAGUAAAAGCAUCAGAUAUUGUGCGGCCAAGUGCAGAUGCAACAUAAUUGCAAAACCACGCCGGCUCACGACUCCGAGCUGGCGGAGGUGGUCGUCAUAUUCCUUUUUGUAACAAAACCCAUGAUCGUAAGGAAGCAAUCGAAUAGAUGAGAUAUUUCUGCUGGACAACGCACUGAAUCGUGAAGCCAGUGUGAGGUGAAUGUGAGAAAGAAGCGAAAUCUAAAAUAUAACCUAUUAAUGGUUUA